Candoia aspera is the source of this 4256-nucleotide messenger RNA. RefSeq names its product single stranded DNA binding protein 4 (gene SSBP4). The coding region runs from base 198 to 1358 and encodes 386 amino acids. NCBI's taxonomy places the organism in Eukaryota, Metazoa, Chordata, Lepidosauria, Squamata, Candoiidae. The transcript is spliced from 18 exons. Gene Ontology annotation, biological process: positive regulation of transcription by RNA polymerase II. The record is from RefSeq and is a predicted model, not a curated record. Gene Ontology annotation, cellular component: nucleus. Gene Ontology annotation, molecular function: protein binding; single-stranded DNA binding.
CCGGAGCCCUCGGCGCGGCGCCCAGCCUUCUCAGUCGGGGUGGCGUCCGCAGGCUCCGCGCUCAGUCUCGCUCGGGGGGCGCUCGACGGCGGCGCAAUGGGGCUCCAGCGCUGCUGCGGGCGGCGGCCCCGAUUCCCAGACCGCGUCCUCCUCCUCCUCUAACGGCAGGUGCCUCGGCGGGGGCCUCCCCGCGAGCCAUGUACGCCAAGGGCAAGGGCUCCAGCGUGCCCUCCGACGGCCAGGCGCGCGAGAAGUUGGCACUGUAUGUAUAUGAGUAUCUCCUUCAUGUUGGGGCUCAGAAAUCUGCACAGACCUUCCUCUCAGAGAUCCGGUGGGAAAAGAACAUUACUCUGGGAGAACCACCUGGCUUCCUUCACUCCUGGUGGUGUGUGUUUUGGGACCUGUACUGUGCAGCACCUGAUCGGCGAGAGACCUGUGAGCACUCGAGUGAGGCCAAAGCUUUCCAUGAUUAUAGCUCCGCAGCUACGACCAGUCCUGUGAUGGCCAGCCUGCCACCCAGUGAUGGCCUCCCCAGCGGACCUAUAUUGUCAGGUUUUUUUCAGGGACCGCCUGGCUCCCAGCCAUCCCUACAUGCUCAGGCUCCCCUGCACAACCCCAGUGCGGCAAUGAUGGGACCACAUAAUCAGCCAUUCAUGCCUUCGCGCUUCCCUGGUGGGCUCCGUCCUUCUGUUCGAAUGCCAAGCCAGCCAUCUAUGGGUGUGUCUGGCCCGCAACCUCUGCUGCCCAGUGCAAUGGACCCAGCAAUCCGAUCGCAAGUAGGGCAUCCUAACAUGGGCCCGAUGCAGCGCAUGACCCCACCACGGGGUAUGACAGGAAUGGCUCCACAGAAUUAUGGUGGUGGCAUAAGACCGCCUCCAGGGUCCCUGGUUUGCCCUGGGAUGCCCACAAUGACCAUAGCUCCGGGCGUUCGAGGAUCCUGGCCAAAUAUAAACACAAACUCGGUAUCCUAUUCCUCAUCUUCUCCUGGCAGCUAUGGGGGAGGCGGAGGGCCCCCUGGCACCCCUCUCAUGCCAAGUCCUGGAGACUCCACCAACUCUAGUGAAAAUAUGUACAUGAUGAACUCCGUGGGCCCUCCUCCAAGCCGGCCUGGGUUCUCCAUGGGGCCAAGUCCAGAAGGUCCAAUGGCUGGGAUGAGUGCCAUGGAGCCCCAUCAUAUGAAUGGAUCCUUAGGUCCAGGUGAAAUAGAUGGGAUGCCCAAGAAUUCCCCGGGUAGCAUGGCCGGCAUAGCUAACCCACCGGGCACCCCGCGUGAUGACAGCAGCGGUGAGAUGGGCAGCAGCUUCUUAAACCCCUUCCAAAGCGAGAGCUAUUCGCCCAGCAUGACUAUGAGCGUGUGACCCGGCCCGGAUGCCCAGUCCCAGAGGAGCCAGACUGAUGCCCCCCAGGGGCCUUAAUCCCCCUGUAUUUAAUAGCAGCUUCCCUUGAUUGCUAGUCUCGGCCCCCCUGCCCCCAGUCUGGACUGUUGAUCCCCGCCCAGGUCACCACCCACCCUCUAAUUGGUACUCAAUAAACUGUAGUGACACGAACAAUUGUCACUAAGCAAGUGGGCCAGCUGAAGGUUUGAUAUGCUGCACAAGUGGACAGUUGUGAAAGGGAGGGAGCUGCACCCCCUCCUGCUGGACUGCAGCAUCUCCCGCCCCAAGGGGUUUAUGAUGGUGCCCUUGGACAUUGGGACUAUCGUCCACGCUGCAUCCUUGGACUUUUAAGUUCUGCAUUGUAGCAGGAACGGUUGAGCUGUUCGGAAAGCUCCAUCUCGGUCUCUGUUCUUGAAACUGGUGGUACAGUUGGGGAAAAGGCACGUGCACCCAGAGAAAGUGGUUAAGGGGCUCUUCUGGAGUCUUGAUUUCAGCAGGAGGGCUAGAGGAAGACUCAAGGCCCAUUUUGGUGAGCUUGGGAGGUAAAUAGGGAAGAAGUGGUGAGUAGAAGUUGACUGCUACAAAUUGAGUGAGAUGGAGUCUGCCUUAAAGUAGAUUUGGGGAUGUAGAUAUGUGGACUUAGCUGGCAACGUAAAGAUGCUGUCAAUAUUUUUUGAGCAAUGGGCAGACUCCCUUCUCCCAUAUCUGCAGCCAGCUUUGGUUUCCUGCCUAUGUUCGUUGGGCUAGAAAGAAAAAUAGCAAAGUUGUUUCCUCAUUGUACAGACUUCUGUGGAAGUAUUCUUGAUUCUACCUAUGUCGGUUGGCAAAGACUGUGUGGUACCUGUUGCUAUAGGGGGGGAAAGACACCCUAAAAUUGAGCUUGAGGUGAAUUUGAGCUUGGUUCCUGAUGACUUCACAGAAACUUCCAUGUUGUUUUCUUGGCAGUAGCAUGGAAGUAUUUUGCCACUGCAUUCUUAUGGGAUGUGUUUUCAACUUCCUACAGCCUUGGGAUUUCCUAGUGGUCUCCCAUUCAGGUAUUAACCAGGCUAAAAUCUGCACAGCUUCCAAGACUAGACAAGGUCAGCCAGAUGCUGCCACCAGCUGACCCACCAGUUGCUAUGCAAACAAAUUAUGAUAGUAGUUACUGUUUACUCUUUCCCUGCAUCAUGUUUUUAGCCUUUUUCAUUUUUCUACCUUGAAUAGGGUGUUUUAAAUAUCUAUAGCAUGUUUUCUCUUUCCCCUCUGCCAUCAGUAACAGAAAAAGAAACUUGGCUGUAAGAGAACUUCAUGGCAGUCAACAGAGGUGCGCAUUAGCAGAUUUCCCCUCUUCUGUCUUCCAUCCCUUUCAGCUAGGAAGGUAAAGGGGAAACACUAUGAAUGACUUGUAAAAAAAGCUACACCUCCAUCUCUUCCCAAUGCUAACAGACAAGAAUAUAAAGAUAGAACACUUUUCACUUCAGCUUCUCUCUCCAAAGUCAGUCCUCCAUCUGCCAGCUUUCGGAUACAUCCUAUUACAAUUCCUGCCACCCAUAGUCAACAACUUUGAAUGUUGGGAGUUGGAAGUGAAGACCUCUGAAGGGCACCAACCCAAGGAAGCCUACUUCUAUGUCAGUAAAUACAUGGGCAGAGACCUAUCCUUUGCCCUGUUCUCACACCCUAUCAAAGGAACACAUCCUUUGUGGAAAGUCUGUGGGUUGGAUGGAGAUGAGCUGGUCCUCCAAAGGGAGAGAACAGGGGUAAAGUCUCCUUUGAGUUUUAUGUUUUGGCAACAAUGUGGAAGUGAUUUGCCUUUGCCAUCUGGGAGGGUUUAUUUGACUUCCCAGUCUAUAGUUCCAGAAUGUCCUGAAGAUCUCACAUCCAAGGGCUAAGCAGGUCCAACCUACUUAGCUUUUUUUUUUUUAGAACCACCAUGUUGGCAAAGGGCUGCCACCAGCUGUACAAAACUAGUCCCCACCCAAGUGUAGUUGAUUUGCUCGUUUGGGUAUAGGCAACACCUUGUUCAAUUCAGGCAUUCCAGUCAAAACUGGAUGGAUAGCUGGGCAGCUUCUGAGCUCAUCCAGCCAAGGGGAGCCCACCGUCUCCUUCAUUGGUUCCAUUAUCAAAGCUGGGAAGUUUUCUCAAACAUGUAACCAGAGUUUGUCUUCUUGUAUCCUAAGUCCAUUCAAGCUACAGAGGUCUUGACCUUCAAUGGUACUUCAGGAUCUGGAUAGUUUUUUCUCAAGGCUUAACCCAUCCAACUCCUUCAGUCUCCUCAUAGUCCUAUAAGGAACCUAUAAGGUUCCUGUCAACCCUAUGAGCAGACCCAGUCAAGAAACAGGAAGACUAGAACUGUACUUUAUUGAGAUAGGCUACAGUAACAGAAUCCAGUGAUUCUGCCCAUGUCUUCCCUUCCAUCCCUCUUAUACCGGGGGGAGCCAGUCUGAGUCUUUUUCUGAUUCUUUCCCACGUACCUGGGCUUAAUGCAUGCUUCAGCACCUGUUGAUGUUCUAAUGGCUUCUCAGUGUCUUCUCCAAGGUCAUCCCCAUGGCUCCCUACAGUUCUGACCCCUAAUUAUCCUUUCCCCCCCCUUUUGAACUAAUUCCCGUUUGUCUCCAUUCUCAAAACGUGGCGUCCAGAAUCAGACUGAACAGCAAUAUGUCAUCAUCAUCAUCGUCAUCACUAUCAUCUUUGCAAGCUGAGAUGCCUGAUCCCAGCUUUUCCAGAAAGUAUUGGGAUCAUAGAUCUUGGCUUUGGGAACAGCAAAUAGUUGAGUCAUUCUAUUUUGCUUGGGUAGAUGUGAAUGAACAUUACAGUUCAUGGGCACUGAAAAGGAGGCAAGUGAGGAACAUGCAUGGUAAUGUUGCGACUCAAACUCUGCCCCUUCAUAUUUGCCUGCAGUGU